CGCGCACUCUUCCUCACUCUCUCAGUGCGCUCUUCCAAAAAUCUAUAUAAUCCUUAUCACCAGUCCACUACCACCAAGACAACCGCCAUCAUCGAGCUCCUCUCUCUCGUUCAGUCUCGGCAAUGCUCCUUGCGGCUCUCUCGCAGUUCCCAGCUCCCAUUAAUGGGGGAUCUCUCGGUUUACAGUCUGGAAUUUUUGAUUCUUUUAACGGGUCAUCCUCACCUAUGGCUUCCCCUUUCAGGCUUCCUAAGAAACGCUCUCAACUCAGGUGCCAGUCAACUGGUAUUGAAGAGGCAAAGACGAAAAGAAAUCUCCUCGAUAAUGCCAGCAACCUUCUUACUAAUUUGUUAAGUGGGGGUAAUCUUGGUUCCAUGCCGACAGCUGAAGGUGCCGUCUCUGACCUUUUUGGCAGGCCACUUUUCUUUUCACUCUAUGAUUGGUUCUUGGAGCAUGGUUCCGUUUAUAAACUUGCAUUUGGGCCAAAGGCUUUUGUUGUGGUAUCUGAUCCUAUUGUUGCAAGGCAUGUUCUUCGAGAAAAUGCAUUUUCAUAUGACAAGGGAGUUCUUGCUGAAAUUCUAGAGCCAAUAAUGGGAAAAGGACUUAUUCCAGCAGACAUUGAAACCUGGAAACUUCGGAGGAAAGUUAUUGUACCUGCAUUUCAUUCUUCAUUCCUAGAAGCCAUGGUCAAUGUUUUCACUGAUUGUUCGGAGAGGACGAUGUUGAAAUUUGAGAAGCACAUUGAAAGUGAUAAGCCUGGAGAAAAAACUGUUGAGUUGGAUCUUGAAGCAGAAUUUUCAAGUUUGGCUCUCGACAUUAUUGGUUUGGGUGUGUUUAACUAUGACUUUGGGUCUGUCACUAAAGAAUCUCCUGUGAUUAAGGCAGUGUAUGGAACACUUUUUGAAGCUGAACACCGAUCAACAUUUUACAUUCCUUACUGGAAUCUCCCUUUUGCAAGAUGGAUUGUUCCAAGGCAGCGUAAGUUUCAUAAUGAUUUGAAGAUUAUAAAUGAUUGUCUUGAUGACCUUAUCAAGAAUGCAAAGAAGACAAGGCAGGAAACUGAUGUUGAGAAACUUCAACAAAGAGAUUACACAGCUCUCAAGGAUGCAAGUUUGCUGCGGUUUUUGGUUGAUAUGAGGGGUGCUGAUGUUAAUGAUCGUCAACUUAGGGAUGACCUCAUGACAAUGCUAAUUGCGGGGCAUGAAACAACUGCUGCUGUACUCACUUGGGCUGUUUUUCUUCUUGCCCAGAACCCUUCGAAAAUGAGGAAGGCUCAAGCUGAGAUUGAUUCUGUACUUGGUGAAGGGAAAACAACUUUAGAAUGCAUCAAGAAACUUGAGUACAUCCGCUUGAUCAUUGCUGAGGCACUCCGGCUGUAUCCUCAACCUCCAUUACUUAUUAGGCGUGCCCUUCAGAGAGACGUACUUCCUGGAGGAUACAAGGGUCAGGAUGAUGGAUUUGAAAUACCUGCUGGAACAGAUAUCUUCCUUUCAGUUUAUAACCUUCAUAGAUCACCAUAUUUUUGGGACAGACCAAAUGAUUUUGAGCCUGAGAGGUUCUUAGUUCCAAAGAAGAGUGAAGGCAUUGAAGGGUGGGCAGGCUUUGAUCCAGGCCGAAGUCCUGGCGCAAUGUAUCCGAAUGAGGUGAUUUCGGAUUUUGCCUUUCUACCAUUCGGAGGAGGACCACGCAAGUGUGUUGGAGACCAAUUUGCACUCCUGGAAUCAACUGUAGCAUUGGCCAUGCUGCUCCAAAGGUUUGAUGUGGAGCUAAGAGGAUCACCCAACGAGGUUGAACUAGUGACAGGAGCAACAAUUCACACCAAAAAUGGCCUAUGGUGCAGAUUAAAGAACAGAACUUCAAAGGCACACAAACAGUACUGAGAACCUAAGCUGUGGGUUGGUGGUGGGAAAUCUGGGGGUCUUGCAACUUACUUUUCCAGCACAUGCUUUGAAAGGUCCAAAUCAUCAUCGUCAUCUAAUCUUAAGGGGGCUCUUUUCAAUCCACCAUCUUUUUGGACUUGGCCGACAUGAGACAUGAGUUCCCCCCCAAGAUUAUUGAAACCCAGUUAUUCUUAUUAUGCUCUGUUUUCUACUCAAAAUGUAUUUUAAAAUCUUGUAUCCGGAUAUCAUAUACUGAUAUUUUUAUUCCCAAUUUUUGAAAUGCAAUAAUUGAAGUAGUAUUUUCAAUUA
Molecule: messenger RNA, 2186 nt
Organism: Dioscorea cayenensis subsp. rotundata (Guinea yam)
Lineage: Eukaryota; Viridiplantae; Streptophyta; Magnoliopsida; Dioscoreales; Dioscoreaceae
Product: cytochrome P450 97B2, chloroplastic
Exons: 16
Coding region: 123-1877 (584 amino acids)
Cellular component (GO): chloroplast
Molecular function (GO): iron ion binding; oxidoreductase activity, acting on paired donors, with incorporation or reduction of molecular oxygen; monooxygenase activity
Source: RefSeq, a predicted model, not a curated record